AUGGCCAGCACCGCUACUUUUGGCUUGAAAGACGCGUCCCUCGUCCAGACGCAAGGGUUCAUUGACGGGAAGUGGGUCGAUGCGCAUGAAGGUGGCACUAUCAAGGUUUCCAACCCUGCAACUGAAGAGGAGCUCGGUGCUGUCCCAGAAAUGGGCCUUACUGAGACGAAGCAGGCAAUUGACGCUGCAGCGCGUGCGUUCAAGACAUGGGGAAAGACCACCGCGAAGCACCGGCACGAUAUCCUCCUCCGCUUCCACGCGCUCAUGCAGGAGCACCAAGAUGAUUUGGCGAGGAUAAUCACAUUGGAAAAUGGCAAGCCUCUGGCGGAGGCUAAGGGUGAAAACGCGUACAGCGCGUCUUUCCUCGAGUGGUUUGCCGAGGAGGCAGUGCGAACCUAUGGAGAGGUCAUACCAUCGCCGUUCGCCAAUCUUCGAAAUGUCGUAGUCAAGCAACCCAUCGUUUCGUGUUACCUCGUCGGCGAAUAG
Sparassis crispa is the source of this 486-nucleotide messenger RNA. Its product is annotated as Glutarate-semialdehyde dehydrogenase DavD. The coding region runs from base 1 to 486 and encodes 161 amino acids. The transcript has 9 exons. NCBI's taxonomy places the organism in Eukaryota, Fungi, Basidiomycota, Agaricomycetes, Polyporales, Sparassidaceae. Gene Ontology annotation, molecular function: succinate-semialdehyde dehydrogenase (NAD+) activity. The record is from RefSeq and is a predicted model, not a curated record.